This is a messenger RNA of Kogia breviceps (pygmy sperm whale), 688 nucleotides long. It is a transcript of the gene C3H14orf132, whose product is annotated as chromosome 3 C14orf132 homolog. Lineage: Eukaryota; Metazoa; Chordata; Mammalia; Artiodactyla; Physeteridae. The record is from RefSeq and is a predicted model, not a curated record.
CCUUGAGCGCAGAGAGGGCUGCGGGCGCCGCGCGGGCUCGGGACCUGCCGCCCCCACCCGGUUGCCGAGGUCGGCGUCGCCGCCGCGCGGUUUCGGGGAGGCCUGCUCGCUGCGCGGCCUUCUCCCGGCCAGCUGUGCGGGCGGCUGGACCAGCAGCAGCAGGGAGGACUCGGGCGCCGGCGGCAGCAGCGACACCAUGGAUCUGUCCUUUAUGGCCGCACAGCUGCCCAUGAUGGGAGGUGCCUUCAUGGACUCGCCCAACGAGGACUUCAGCACCGAGUACUCCCUCUUUAACUCCUCCACCAAUGUGCACGCGGCCUCCAACGGCCAAGGUCAGCCGGAGGAGCUGCCAAGGUCCUCCAACGACGCCGUCUUGCUCUGGAUCGCCAUCAUAGCGACGCUGGGUAACAUUGUCGUGGUGGGGGUGGUGUAUGCCUUCACCUUCUGAGCCGCGGGAGCUCCAGGAUGCCCCCGCCCCGCGCUGGGCUCACAGCGGGGCACUGUCGCCGUGGGCCUUUGGCUGCACCCGCGUUCUAGAACCGGGAGUUCUGACCAGGUGCGCCGUCUCUCCAAGGGGAGCCACCAUGCGUCUGGGAUUUCCCCAAGCGGCCCUGAUUUCAGAUACUCCAGGCUGUGGUCCAGCUGAUCGAGAAAAUGUGGGAGCCUGGGCUUCCAGCCCCCAGAGGCA